CUAGUUGCGGUUUCAUCUUGUUUUCAUUCUUGAACAUAUAAUUUCACUAGGUUUGUGCCUGUCCCGUGUCGUUUAAUCGCCUCCUAGCUUCGGGCUUUAGUUUGGACUUACUGUAUCAUCUAGUUCUUUCUGAAAUUUGGAUGGUAGACUAUUGUCCAUACAAAAUUAUGGCAUCUUAAACUGCAGAAGUGAAAAAUUUAUGCACUUCCUUUGUGACCCUCAUUUUCAUAAGCAGCAAAAAUUGAGAUUUGCCUCUCUUUACCAGGUAUUUUCAUGUUUACGUUUUAGUAAUCUGAAGUAUCAUUGCCGAGAAGACCGGAUUGAUAUCCAGGUUGAAGAAACACCAAUGGAAGUUCAGCUCACAGAAUGUACAAAUGUUCAGGGAUAUUUGCUGUCAGAUUAUGAUCAGUCUCCCUCUUUGCAGUCAGCAAACACACUUCACGAGCAAACUCUGGUCUCCUCGGACUACAUGCCGCUUGAUCAAUCGACAAAACUUCGAAACUGGGAAAUAAGACGGGAACAAGUACACAUUAUAAAAAUGAUUGGAAAGGGUGCUUUCUCCCAGGUUGCAAAGGCAAUAGCUUUUUUAAAUACCAAUGGAACAGAAGAACAGAUAACUGUAGCAGUAAAAAUGCUAAAAAAAAAUGCUCCUGAAUCAGACAGAAUGGAUCUCCUGUCAGAACUUGAGGUAAUGAAGAUACUAAAGCCUCAUCCUCAUGUCAUCAAACUAAUGGGAUGCGUCACCAACUCUGAUCCUUUACUUGUUCUGAUUGAGUACAUUCCUUACGGUGAUCUGUUGGGUUACCUAAGAAAGAGUCGCGGUCUGAAUGACACAUAUUUUAAAGACCCGGAUGUUCAACCUGAGACGAACCUUACCGCGGAACAACUGGUGCGAUUUUCCUGCCAAAUUGCUGAUGGAAUGAGGUACCUCUCGUCCAACAAGAUCAUCCAUCGUGACUUGGCGGCCAGAAAUGUUCUUGUUGGAGAAGGAGAAGAGUGUAAGGUGACAGACUUUGGAAUGGCCAGGAACGUUCACCAGGAUGAUAUCUACACCAUACACAGUGGGGGUCGUCUACCAGCGAAGUGGACAGCAUACGAAGGGCUACUUUACGGGACAUAUACGACCCAAAGUGACGUAUGGAGUUUUGGUGUUGUUCUUUAUGAGAUAUUUACUGUAGGUGGAUCACCGUACCCAGGGAUUAAUGGCCGAGAAAUUGCAGGCAAACUUCAGAAGGGAUACCGUAUGCCAAAACCAAAACAUGUUGAUGAACAACUUUACCAGAUCAUGUUCCAGUGUUGGGAAGAGAAACCAAACAACCGACCGACAUUCUCCCAACUUGAAGACACCUUGAAAAAAUUGAUGCAAAACAUGAACACUUACGUGAAUUUGAAGGAAUACGAUAACAAUUUGUACGCGAAUGUUGACGACCUAUUUGAGUAACAGGAUAGGAAAAUCGUCUAAUUGUAUAAGGGAACUAGUUAGAGAGGAUGCGUCUAAAAACAGGGCACGUAAAAAAAUCAUUCGAGUUGUGGAGACAUAUCCAUAAGUACAUUUAAAGUAUUUUUAAGAUAUGGUUAACUUGGUCUUGAGGACAUUCGCUUGGAAAUAGAAGUACACAUAAUUUGGGGUCCUGAAAUGGCCUUCGCUUGAGUUACGAAGGAAGUUUAUCUGCUUAGUGCAGACGUACAAGAUUAUUUUCGGACACUGUGACAUAGAUCCUCGUAUGUUUUUUUUUAUUUUAAUGUAUUGGCGAAAACGCGUAGGAACUAUGAUUUUAAAGAUAAGACCUAAAGAGAGACGUACAAAUUACUUUAAAUUUUCAUUUCUCAAUCGCUACAUAACAGACUGGAAAAGUAUUCCACCGAACGUGAUGCAUGCACCUUCGUUAAUUAAGUCCUAUCUAUUAGAUCAUUUGCGUCAAUUUCAAAUCAGGUGAAACUCGUGAUUUAUCGGUAUCCAAUUUAAUUAGGUUAGCUUCGGGCCUUAUUUAAAUUGUACUUCUUAAUUUUUAGUGUCAAUUUUAGUAUGCAAUUUAAUUAAUUUAGUUUUGAGCCGCAUUUAAAUCUUACUUCUUAAAUUUUAGUACAUUUAAUAUUGGAGAAUAUUCUUUGUAUGGGAAUUUAGUUUCCCCCAAUUAUUGACUAGUCAUGCGCUUUUUGUAUUUUCUGUA
Stylophora pistillata is the source of this 2171-nucleotide messenger RNA. RefSeq lists its product as uncharacterized. The record is from RefSeq and is a predicted model, not a curated record. NCBI's taxonomy places the organism in Eukaryota, Metazoa, Cnidaria, Anthozoa, Scleractinia, Pocilloporidae. Gene Ontology annotation, biological process: cell surface receptor protein tyrosine kinase signaling pathway; multicellular organism development; positive regulation of kinase activity. Gene Ontology annotation, cellular component: plasma membrane; signaling receptor complex. Gene Ontology annotation, molecular function: transmembrane receptor protein tyrosine kinase activity; ATP binding.